GACCGCCGCCGCUGCUGCUCCAGUGUGUGUGUGUAUCUGAAUGUGAAUGUAGCUGACUGCAGCGAUUCUCCCUACUGCUGACUCAUAACCAAGGAAUAAAGGAGGUCAGGAGAUGUGUCGGCCAGUCGUCUUUGCUCUGCUCAGCCUCAGUCUCGGGCUGGUAAACGCAUUUAUUUCUCAGCAGACAACAGAUGAGAAACACUGGGUGGUUAUUGUGGCAGGAUCUAACGGCUGGUACAACUACAGACACCAGGCCGAUGCUUGCCAUGCCUACCAGAUCGUCCACAAAAAUGGCAUCCCAGAUGAGCAGAUAGUCGUUAUGAUGUACGAUGACUUGGCUCAGAAUGAAGAGAACCCCACUCCAGGGAUAGUGAUCAACAGGCCCAAUGGCACCGAUGUGUACAAGGGAGUUCCUAAAGAUUACACAGGCGAAGAUGUGACCCCAGAAAACUUCCUGGCGGUGUUGAAGGGCGACUCCUCAAAUAUCAAAGGUGGAUCAGGAAAAGUGUUGAAGAGUGGUCCCAAUGAUCACGUAUUUGUGUACUUCACCGACCACGGAGCACCUGGUAUUCUGGCUUUUCCCGACGAUGAACUCCAUGUUGAAGAUCUCCAACAAACCAUCAAAUACAUGCACGAUAAUAAGAAAUACAAACAGAUGGUGUUCUACAUUGAGGCGUGUGAGUCUGGGUCAAUGAUGAAGGACCUGCCUGCUGACAUUAACGUGUACGCCACCACAGCAGCCAACUCUCACGAGUCGUCUUACGCCUGUUACUAUGACGAGAAGAGGGAUACAUACCUGGGCGACUGGUACAGUGUUCACUGGCUGGAAGACUCUGAUGUGGAGGACUUGUCCAAAGAGACUUUGAUGAAGCAGUUCAAGAUCGUGAAGAGCCUCACAAACACCAGCCACGUGCAGCAGUUUGGAAACAAGACACUGGCCCACAUGAAGGUGGUGGCAUUUCAGGGAGAACACAGCGCCAAGAGCCGUCCUGUUCCUCCAAUGACCCUGCAGCCAGUUAAGAAUCCGGAUCUGACUCCAAGCCCUGAUGUUCCCCUGGCCAUCAUGAAGAGGAAACUCAUGGCCUCCAAUGACAUCAGAGCUGCACGGGGCAUGCUGGCGGAGAUUAGCGCCCACCUCAAGGUGAGGGAGAUGCUGGCUGACACAAUGCGUCAGAUUGCGGAGAAGGUGACCGGCAGUAAACUCGAGGCAGAGGUGGUUUUAAACCAACAAGCCGAACUGUCCAUGCAUCAGUGCUACAAGUAUGCGGUCAGACACUACAAACACGCCUGCUUCAACUGGCAUGAAACUAAGUAUGAAUACGCUCUGAGACACCUGUUCGUUCUGGUGAACCUGUGUGAGAGAGGAUACCCUGUAGUGAGUAUCCUGGAGGCCAUGGACUCUGUGUGUCAUUUCAACUACUGAAAGGUUUUCUGUUAAUCUCUGAAGUCUCAGAUUCGGCUGCUGCCUCCUCCUGAAAAGGCUUUUCGGAGAAGACGUCGCUUCUCAUUGCACUGUUUAGGAAUCAGGCUGACACAGAGUUAAUGGGAUUGUUUCAUCAACACACUUUAACACUUAAAUCUGUGAUGGGUUUUUUUUUAUUUCUGAUUUUACUGAGAAUUUUUAAGUGUGUUUUCGUAUGGAUUGCACUUUCGCUUUCAAUGUUUUUUUGAUUUUUAAGUACAUUUUUUAAGUACACAUGAUAAACAGUUUAGAAUAUUGAAUUUGUGCAAAUGUGUCUUCAGCUUUUAGCUUUAUCUGUGGUUUGAAUGAAUGAUUGAUUUUUUUAAAGGACACCACGAAACACUGAAUGUUGAAGCACGAAGAGUGUUAUGACAAGAAUCUUGAAAUAAAAUCUGAUGGACCAAAAA
Molecule: messenger RNA, 1869 nt
Organism: Solea senegalensis (Senegalese sole)
Lineage: Eukaryota; Metazoa; Chordata; Actinopteri; Pleuronectiformes; Soleidae
Gene: lgmn
Product: legumain
Exons: 14
Coding region: 113-1423 (436 amino acids)
Biological process (GO): vacuolar protein processing
Molecular function (GO): cysteine-type endopeptidase activity
Source: RefSeq, a predicted model, not a curated record